Messenger RNA from Molossus molossus (Pallas's mastiff bat), 1049 nucleotides. It is a transcript of the gene MMAB, whose product is annotated as metabolism of cobalamin associated B. Lineage: Eukaryota; Metazoa; Chordata; Mammalia; Chiroptera; Molossidae. The transcript is spliced from 9 exons. The coding region runs from base 19 to 738 and encodes 239 amino acids. Gene Ontology annotation, molecular function: corrinoid adenosyltransferase activity. The record is from RefSeq and is a predicted model, not a curated record.
UGCCCUGUGGCUUGGCGCAUGGCUGUGUGGGUCCUGGGAGGCCGCCUUGGCCUUCGCGGGUCCCUCGGGGCCGGCAGGCUACUUUGUCCCCGUUUCCAGAGCCGCGGUCCCCCGGGCGUGGAAGACGGGGACAGGCCACAGCCUUCCUCGAAGACACCCAAGAUCCCCAAGAUUUACACCAAAACAGGAGACAAAGGGUUCGCUAGCACCUUCACUGGAGAAAGGAGACCCAAAGACGACCAGGUGUUUGAAGCCUUGGGAACUACAGAUGAAUUAAGUUCAGCUAUUGGGUUCGCUAUGGAAUUCAUCGCAGAGAAGGGCCACCCAUUUGCGGAGGAGCUUGAGAAAAUCCAGUGCUCCCUGCAGGACGUCGGCUCUGCCCUGGCGACACCUCGAUCCUCAGCCAGGGAGGCUCAUUUAAGACACACCACAUUUGAGACGGGGCCCAUCCUGGAGCUGGAGCGUUGGAUCGACAAAUACUCCAGCCAGCUCCCCCCGCUCACCGCUUUCAUUCUGCCUUCGGGAGGCAAGAGCAGCUCUGCGCUGCAUCUCUGUCGGGCCGUGUGUCGCCGAGCUGAGAGACGCGUGGUGCCCCUUGUCCAGAUGGGUGAGACGGAUGCAAACGUGGCCAGGUUCUUAAACAGACUCAGCGACUAUCUCUUCACGUUAGCCAGAUAUGCAGCCAUGAAGGAGGGGAGUCAAGAAAAAAUAUACAAGAAAAAUGACCCGUCGGACUGAACCUGAGGCCCUUGGAAAUAAUGGAAAGGGGGAGCUUUGUCGACCCCUCCAUGGUGACCCAGCGGGGAAAAGAAGAGUGUGCCCUUGGCGUCCUGACCACGAAGGCCUCACCCGGGGCGCUCAGCUGGUCCUUUGUCGAGACUCCUGGCCCUGCCAGACCCCUGCCCCUCUCCAGGAGCUGCGGCUGCCGGAGGGCUGUGCCUGCGCCGGGCUCCCGUGGGCCUGGAGGGCCUGGGGUGAGUUCAGUAUUGCAGAGAGAAAGGUGAAGUGAUUGUUGUAAAGAGAAGGAGCCACACAGAAAAAAGAAUAAA